Messenger RNA from Triticum turgidum subsp. durum (durum wheat), 591 nucleotides. The record is from the annotation of a GenBank genome assembly. NCBI's taxonomy places the organism in Eukaryota, Viridiplantae, Streptophyta, Magnoliopsida, Poales, Poaceae.
AUGUCGACGAGCUCGACCAACUCCGCCGAGUCCCCGGCCGUGUCCGGCCUCGACUACGAAGACACCGCCCUCACCCUCGCCCUCCCCGGCUCCUCCUCCGACGACCGCAAGCGCGCCCACCACGACGAGCACGACAAGCCGCCCUCCCCAAAAGCGCGCGCUGUGGGGUGGCCUCCGGUGCGGGCUUACCGGCGCAACGCGCUGCGGGAGGAGGGCGCGUGCAAGCUCGUGAAGGUGGCCGUGGACGGCGCCCCCUACCUGCGCAAGGUGGACCUCGCCGCGCACGGCGGGUACGAGGUGCUGCUCCGCGCGCUCCACGGCAUGUUCGCCCCGUGCCUCGCCGUCCGCGGCGAGGGCGAGCUCGGGAGCAGGCUCGUGGACGCGGCCACCGGCGCCGAGUACGUGCCCACCUACGAGGACAGGGACGGCGACUGGAUGCUCGUCGGAGACGUCCCCUGGAAGAUGUUCGUCGAGUCCUGCAAGCGGAUCCGCCUCAUGAAGAGCUCCGAGGCCGUCAACCUAGAUGGUGAUUGCUGUGGAAACCAGUGGCAGUGGGAAUCUAUGUGCUUGGACAAUUUGGCACUCAAGUAA